CCCCUCAUCAUAUCAUAUAUACCACCAAACAUAUUAGCUACCUCUCUAUCUAGCUCUCUCUUACUCAUCCACAUUUCCCUCUCUAUCUCUCUCUAGCUUCGUUGGCCAGCUUUGGAAUUGUGGUGGUGUCGGCCGUUAAUAGUGUGAUAGAUUUUAGUUAAGGAGGUAGCAAUUUCUGCUAAUUGUCUAUUCAGAAAUGGGCAGAAAGUGCUCACAUUGUGGAAACAUAGGCCAUAAUUCAAGGACCUGUACAAAUUUUGGAGGCAGUUCCACUGCUGCUGGUUUUGUUGGUACUAACGGAUUCAGGCUCUUCGGUGUUCAAGUUCAUAAUCUUGAUCAUAUAUCUUCUUCCGUAUCUUCUUUUAAUGCCAUGAACAUGAUGAUGAUGAAGAAAAGCUUUAGCAUGGAUUGCUUGCCCACAUCUUCAGCCUCAUCCUCAUCCCCAUCUUCUUCAAGGGUUUCCAUUGAUAAUGAAAACUCUGAUCAUCACAAAGCUCCUAUCGGUUAUCUCUCCGAUGGCCUCAUAUGUCGUGCCCAAGACCGGAAAAAGGAAUGUUCUCCGUCAUUUAUAGGAGUUCCGUGGACAGAAGAGGAGCACAGAACAUUUCUGAUGGGGCUUGAGAAGUUAGGGAAGGGGGACUGGAGAGGAAUCUCGAGGAACUAUGUGACCACUAGAACACCAACUCAAGUAGCUAGUCAUGCUCAGAAGUAUUUUCUCCGGCAAGCAACCCUCACCAAGAAGAAGCGUCGUUCAAGCCUCUUCGAUAUGUUUGGGAGCAAAAGUUGUGAGCCACAAUCCAAGCUAAGAAGCAUCGAUCCAGCUCAAUGUGUUAACAGUAUUCCAUCAAGCCCUCAACAUCAAAAUCUUCAACUUUAUACUACUACCGAUAUCACAUCUGCAUCACAAAACCUAAAACUGUUUGAUCGUCAGCGAAUUCCAGCUGACUACAGCGAUUAUAUUCCUCCCUUAGGCAGUUCAUAUGAUCGUGAUCGUGAUCGUGCACGUGAUCACAGUAUGCCUGGAUGGAUUUACGGGUUGAUCGAUUCCCAGCUGAAAUUCUCAAAUGCAGCUUCAUCAUUAAAACCCAGCACUAGUACUAUUCCACCACCACCGUCAUCAUCAGUAGUACCAGAUCAUCUAGAGCUGACGCUCGCUGCGCCGGUUAGGCCUUUGGAUUUAGAUCAAAAUAGAUCAUCGUCAUCCCCAACAUCUGGCCCUCUCCUUAAUACUAUAAGUGUUACUUGAUCCCAGAAUAAUAGCAAGCAUGAAGAUCAUUUUUGACGUACGUUAACCCAAGAAUCAUAGCUAGUACAGCUGAAGAGGAUGAAGACGAACAUAUUAUUAAUUCAUGGGCCUCUUUAAUUUAUGAUAUGUUCUUAGUUUUUCUUUCUCUGUCUCAUUUCUUUUGAAUAAAUGGAUCCUGUAUCCUUGA
This is a messenger RNA of Argentina anserina (silverweed cinquefoil), 1433 nucleotides long. RefSeq names its product transcription factor MYBS3. NCBI's taxonomy places the organism in Eukaryota, Viridiplantae, Streptophyta, Magnoliopsida, Rosales, Rosaceae. Gene Ontology annotation, molecular function: DNA binding; zinc ion binding. Gene Ontology annotation, biological process: response to ethylene; response to gibberellin. The coding region runs from base 197 to 1246 and encodes 349 amino acids. The transcript is spliced from 3 exons. The record is from RefSeq and is a predicted model, not a curated record.